Messenger RNA from Ostrea edulis (European flat oyster), 1941 nucleotides. RefSeq lists its product as uncharacterized. The record is from RefSeq and is a predicted model, not a curated record. The transcript has a single exon. The coding region runs from base 1 to 1941 and encodes 646 amino acids. Lineage: Eukaryota; Metazoa; Mollusca; Bivalvia; Ostreida; Ostreidae.
AUGGCACCCCCUGAGGAUAAUGAAGUUCCUGCUCAAGCAAAUGCAUGUGCUUUGAUAAAUCCUAAUUUAAGAUUACCACCGGAAUUAAACCUUCUCACUGGUAAUAUAGCGGAGAAUUAUAAAUCAUGGAAGCGACAAGUGGAAAUUUACCUGAUUGCUAGCGGUACGACGAAACUACCGGAGGAAAUUCAGACGGCGACGAUUAUCAAUUGUGGAGGUGAGAGACUUCUUAAAAUUUAUGAUCAUUUUGAGUGGACACAAGAUGAAGAUAAAAACAAGCCUGGUGAUGUAUUUAGCAAGAUCGAACAGUACUGUAAUCCUCGUAGAAAUGAAGUGGCAGAAUCGCACAAAUUCUGGAGUACCAAGUAUGUGGAACCUUUUGACCAGUUUCUUACCGAGUUAAGAAUAAAAGCGGCAUCAUGUAAUUUCAAAGAAGAGGAUCGAAUGAUUAGAGACAAGAUUGUAUUCAGUUGCUCAGGAAAAAUGCAACAGCUUCUUCUUAGGGAUGAUGACUUGGACCUUAAGAAAACAAUCAAAAUUUGUCAGUCUUAUGAACAAGCGAAUAGACAAGCAGAAGAAAUGAAGAAGGAAAACCAGUCUAGUGUACAUAAAGUUAGUGAGCAUCAAACUCCAAGAAACAGAAAAAGUACAAACAAGUUCCCUUACAAGAAAACAGCACAAAGUACACCACAAGACAGAGGAGAGAAAAUGUGCAAAUUUUGUGGAAACAAACAUGUCUGGAAGAAAGAAUUAUGUCCGGCAUGGGGAAAAACUUGUAAUAAAUGUCAUGGACGAAAUCAUUUCAGUGUGAAAUGCAAGAAAGUGCACCUGGUAGAGAGAAAUCGGUAUGACGAGUCAUCUGAUGAAGAUGAACACUGGCUGAAUGCUGUGAACUCGCUGAACUGUAAUAAUAAUUCAUUAACGGCAGUUAUGAAUGUGAACAAUUGUGACGUACGUUUCCAAUUGGACAGUGGUGCACAAACCAAUACGAUCCAAAAGAAGUAUGUUCGAAAGGAACAAGUUCGUCCGUCCUCAUCGACUCUGCGCGUGUAUGAUGCAGCACCUUUGAAAACUUUAGGAGAAGUAGACCUGUGUGUUACAAACCCAAAAUCUGGAGAAGUGGUGAAUGUGACAUUUGCAGUUGUAAGCAAUAAACUUCAGAGUUUAUUAGGACUUGAUGUUAUAAAGAAAAUGAAUCUCAUCACAGUGAAUGGUGAAAAGUUUAUCUGGAAGCUGAAUACCACAUCUAAAUCAGAAUUAGGUGACCUUGGAGAAGCUACACUUGUAAUAGAUAGCCAGAUCCAACCAAAAACUCUCCCAUGUAGAAAACUCCCUCUCGCUAUCAAAGACCGUGUGAAAGCAGAACUUGACAGUCUAGUUGACAGAGGAAUCCUUAUUCCAGUUACAACACCUACAAAAUGGGUAAAUCAGAUGGCAGUAGUACACAAAGCCAAUGGCAAAUUGAGGAUUUGUCUUGAUCCACAAGCUUUAAAUUCAGCAUUAUUGCGUGAACACUAUAAACUACCUGUACUUGAUGAUGUGCUACCCAAGCUACAAAAUGCAAAGCUGUUUAGCAAGUUAGAUGUAAAAGAGGCAUACUGGCAUGUUAAGUUGGAUAAUGAAUCCAGUUUAUUGACAACCAUGAUCACCCCAUUUGGUCGAUACAGAUGGCAGAGACUCCCAUUUGGAUUAAAAGUUUCUAGUGAAAUUUUUCAGAGAAAGUUGACUGAAGCUCUGGGUGAUAUUGAAGGUGUUUUUACCAUAGCGGACGAUAUCAUUGUUACUGGAUGUGGAGAUACUAUUCCAGAAGCUGAAAGAGACAACAAGGAAAAACUGAAACUCCUGUACUCAAGAUGUAAUGAAGCAAAGAUCAUCCUGAAUGACGAAAAAAAAAGAAAUCGGACUCCAAGAAAUUACUUUUCAUGGGCACAAAGUAACUAG